This is a messenger RNA of Anisakis simplex (herring worm), 4980 nucleotides long. The record is from the annotation of a GenBank genome assembly. NCBI's taxonomy places the organism in Eukaryota, Metazoa, Nematoda, Chromadorea, Rhabditida, Anisakidae.
AUGGGUGAAACAAUAGUGGUACUGGAUCGGUCGGUUCGACCACCGUCGCCACAGCCACAGCAGCAGCCACAGCCACAGCUACAGCUACAGCCACAGCAACUACAGCAACGGUCGUCAGCAUCACCGCCUUCCUCCUCAACAACUGUGCUUGAAACGUUCGAAAAUCUAGCAUUGGCACCGCAGCAGCCGGACCUCGACAUUGAAUCCGAACUUGGGCAUGAACCUGCUGAUGAGCAAUUCGAGACUGGUUCACAGCUGCAGCAACAAGGGGGAAAUGCUGACAUGAUAGAAGGAGGUGUGCAAGAAGCAUUAGACAAACAAUCAUCACAACAACAAAACAUUCAAGAAGCAUCUUCGACUGGACAGAUUUAUUCGGAUGCAAUUUACGAUGCAUGCGAUACACCGGUACAGGACGAUGCUAAUCCAGCGACGAUGGGUGCCAUUGUAGAAACUGAGAAGAAAAUUUUCACUCAGAUCGAGCUUUUACUGACGCAAAUCAAAGGAUUGAGGGAUAAUGAACUAAAAGAGAUGCUAGAUAAAUUCAUACGAAUCUAUCGUUAUUCAUUUGAACGGUGCGUUUUUUUGCCCUAUCCAGAGGGUUGUGAAGAGACUGAUCCGCAUGCCGCGCUUCGACACCACUUGUCACUGCGUUUGGAUCAAUGGAACGAGUGGUUCGCAGACAAGGGUGUGGACAGGACGUUGGGUCGUCGAUUCAAGGAUCCGAACAGCAAGAACAAGGCGCGUAUGGAGGGUGAUGAGGCUCGAGGCCUGGAAGAGAUGAAGCAGAGAAUACAGCAGAUCGAGCAGGAGAGGCUCUAUGAGGCCGAGCUACAGAAGUAUCAAGCUGAUCAGGAGAAAUUGGAACCUAUUAUACCGACUACUUCUGAGGAAGCAAAACGCUUAGAAAAAGAAAAGAAAUCUGAAGAACGGCGUAAUGCAAGAGCUGAACGGGCCAAGGAAAAGAAACGUCAGAAGGAUGUUGAAUUUCUGCGGACGGUCACACUGGAGAGUGCGGUGGGUUUUGUGGAUGAGGCGACACUGGAGGUAUACAAAGCGAAGUGUCAUUUGUGUGAGGAUCGAUUGACAGAUGCUAAGUUCAUGAUUAUUCACGAGAAGAUCAAACAUCCGAUGAUGUUCUUCUGUCAUUACUGCGACCGCACGUUCGCCGCCCACGGCCCGAUGCGUGUCCAUUGUGAGACUGUUCAUUUGGGUUUGCCUAUUGACCCGCCCGGAAGACGACCUCCAGAGAGGGCCAACUGCACGAAAGGCAACAAUAGCAACAACAGUAUGACGGCAGCAUGGCUAGCGUCCAAUAAUAAAACUAAUAAUAUUAUCAAUAAUAAUAAUAAUAAUGUGGCAUCUGGUAAAUCGUUGAUAGUAAAAGGAGAGAACGUCUCAUCGGCAAAUACUGGAUACGGGAUGAAAUCGAGAAAAAUAGCAUCGGUAACGAGCAGUAUUAAGGCAGGCACGUCGGCAGAUGAGGAUAUAGGAAAUCGUUUGCGAGGGAAGAGUUUGGCGCCAAUACGCGCGCGCUCGUACGUUCGCUCGUGUGAGGCGAGCGAAUUAAAGACGGCACGAGAAUGGAAUGGAAAUCAUUCGAGUGGUUUGGUUCAGUUGGGUGCGGUUGGUUGGGGAUUGGGUGGUGAAUGGGCUUGGUGGAAUUAUGGUGUGGAUGUGGACAUUGAUGUGGAUAGAACCGAUUUCGAUGAUAACAUCCAAUUGUCACAACUCAUUAAACCGAAGAAAUUGUCUUGGAAGCAGUCUGCUGCUGCCGAAAAUGAUGAACAGCAACCAGGUCCAUCGGGUGUGAAUACAAGACGUUCGUCUCCACGACGAGGGGGAAGAGGCGCAGGUCGGCGAGUUGUGGCCGCAGCUGGUAGUCGAUGUGAGGACAUGAGAGCAGUGGACGAGGUGAAUGUGGAAGGAGGCACUGAUGACUUGAUUGAGGAUGGACACAACGUCACGAAUGUAGCAGUUCGACGUCGAAGUAAGAGAAUAGAGGAGACUGCUGAUGCGAAGAGCAGAGUGAGACGACGAAAAUUGAGACAACAGAGUGCUGAAGAGCAGGCCGAGGAUCAGAUGGUGAAUGUUGAUGAGGGGUGCGAUGAACAGAUGCUGGUUGGUGGGAAUGUGGUGGCUGAUGGUCAGGCUGGAGAGCAGAGGCGAUCUGGUGAUCGAGAUCGAGAUCGGAUCGGAGAGGAAAGUGCUGGUGGUAUUGUAGGUACGAGAAGAAGGAGACGAAGGAGGAGAGUCACUGAUAAUGAUAAUGAUAUCAAUGGUAAUGAGGGUGGUGAUAAGAUUUGUACAGUGGAUGAUAGGUUGGAUUCGUCGUUGUCGGUUGAUGAAGGGGUGGCUUCGACGAGUUUUGAAACGAAUUCGGGUGGAGUGCUGCAACAGAAUCACCUCGAAAUGAUGAGUAAUAGUUGUGGUGAAGGGGAUCGGGAUCGGGAUGGACAUGCACAUGGCAAUGAAGAUGCUAGACAGCAAUCAAAACAGCAAAGCAGCAACAGUCCGAUGGCACAAGAAAGUACUGGAGUGCUGCAUAGCGGCAGGGGUAUGAAUAGUAGUGAGCGAGUGGCUGAGCAAGAGGCGGCGAAUCACCAGGAAGAUAUUGAUGAUGCGGUGUUAUCAACGCGAAAUAUGAGUGAUAGUAGUGAUAAGGGUGGUGAUACGAUGGUGAUAACGAAUCGAGAUAAGACUACUGGUACAGAUACAGAAGAAGUAAGAGGAGUAGUGGCGACUGAAAGAGACGACAUUCAAAGAGGAAGUCUUACGGAAUGUGGCGGCAGCAUGGCAAAUGAUUUUGCACCUGGGUCUGGGUAUGGUUCAGAGCGGCUGAGUAUGCUGGCAACUGGGACGACAUGUGACAUGGAUUUAGGCGGCAUGGGUAGCAGUGCCCAGCAGCAACAGCAGCCUAAGCCUCGUUUUAGGGAGUAUCGAGAGCGUAUCUGGGCAAGGUCAAGGAAGUUUACUCAAAGAAUCACUACAGAGCGUUUUUAUUUACGUUCCACUGCUAUUACUGCUGCUGCUGCUGCAGCUGGAGAUAGCGUGAACGGUUUGAAUUUGGGUGGUGAUAAGAGCACUGCAAAUGGAUUGUUGAAACGUAGCUCAUCGUUGCCUCCGUAUGGUAUCAUCUCGAUACAUCAGCAGUACACAAGAAACGCGUUGAAGCCAUCGCAGAGUGAGAAUGACCUGGUGAAGCCGUUGAUCUCGAGGGCGAUUACGACAAAUAUUGUGGAGGUAUUGGAUAAACUGCUAGCUGAUCCAUUUUCAUUGACCUCAUCGGAUUCGUCGUCAUCGUCGACCUCAUCCUCGACAGUGGGCUGGAUGAGGUCAAGGUCGGCGUCCAGUGCAGGCACAAGUCUUUCAUCAGCACCCGUCGUAUACCGCAAAGAGACCGUCUUGAGGGAAUUGGACUCUUCUAGUGUUGGUACUGGAGCUGGAGCUGGGGUCGGAGUCGGAGCUGGAGUUGCAGCAGUUGGAGCACAACUUGGUGAUGCCGGAAUUCAUAGUAAUAGCGCUGCGAGUGUUGGCGAGGGUAGGAUCGCUCCACUUGUGGCUGCUGCUGCUGCGGGCGCAGGGACGAUUGGCAGUGGCCAGGAUGAUUUAGUGAUUCGUGCAAGUGAUAUAUUGAGGAGUUUGAAUUCGAUAUCGUCAAGUUCGAGUUCGAGUAGCAGCGACGAUAGCGACAGCGAUAGCGAUGACAGCAGCAGCUCAUCGAGCAGUUCGGAUUCGUCGAGUGAUAACGACUCGACUGACAAUGGUGAUAAGACAACGAGCAAAGCCACUGAUAAGACUGCCGCCCUUAUCAGUGGGAAUGAUACAGCAACUAGGUUGUUGCUGGCACAGUUAAGGCAGUUACACAGCAAAAGAACUGAUAACAUUAACGAUAAUGAUAACAGUAAUGAUAAGACUAAUAAUGAAGACGAGAACGGCUCAGAUCGAAUGCACAAUAUACUGCCAACUACUGAUCAUGCUUCAACUGAUCAACUACUGAUGCCAGCUGAUCAAGUGAAUGAUCAUGCUUCAAUAAUAAAUACCUCAUUAGAUGAACACAGAAACGAUAUGCAGCAGCUGGCGAGACCUUUUGAGGUGAAAAUGGGUGUUGGUGAAGCAGAAGGAGCAUCGUCGGCAAGAGGGCCGUCUAGACUGGCGGCAUGUACACAGCAAAGUAGUGCUGAACGAGGAGCUGAAGCUGUAGAAUCAACGGCAGCAGUAGCUGAGGGUUAUGGCAGCGUGUCGACAUCCAGUAAUGAACUCUUAAAGCGGAAUUAUCAACGUGCACAAGGUCAGCGAGGAGCAGCAGCCAAUGUAGCAGCAUCAGGUAGUAGUGGUGGUGGUGGUGCGACAGGCCUGGAGGCGACAGAUGGUGAGGGUAAGGCUAUGGGUACGGGUACGGGUACGGGUACGCCUAUGGGUACGGGUACGGAUACGAACUGUGCAGCUAGUGGGCCACUGAAGUUGUUACGAGCGGUGAAAAUAACACCGAAAGAGAAAGGCAAGAGGGCAGAGCCACGGGUGGCGAAAGAUAGAGCGAUCUCGAGGGCAUCUGAGAUCUUGGCACGAAUGCGGAAGGUUGUGGUGCAGUCGAAGACGGCUGAGGGAGGCGAUCGUGACGGCGGCAGGAGCAGGCAGGAUCAGAGUAAGCAGUCGUCGUCAUCCGAGACCAAGGGCAUUCUCAAGGCCAGGCAGAUACUGGCACGCUUGAGGCAGCAGGCGCAACAGGCGAAGAGCGUACAGGAGGAUAACAACGUCGUCGAUGAGGAUGACGACGACGAGGGUGGUGAUAGUAAUUAUGGGAGUGUGGCGACUGCUGCGAAGAAGAGAGUUAGAGAAGGAAACGAGGUGAAAUACCGUAAGAAACGAAGAGAUCUAGGCAUGAAGAGAAGAAAAAAGAGUGCUCUCGAGCCGGAGAUUACGAGCACAACUUUGGGCAGUGCUAUUUGUGGUACGAGCGAUACUGGUAAUAAUAAUAAAUAA